UCUAUGAUUCUAAGUUGGUCUAAAUGGACUGUCACCUUUUGCAUCUGUCACUUGUAAGGCUCCCAUUUUGCCCAGCCAGCACCUUUCUCAAGCACUCCAUCCUGGGCAGCUUAGAAAAAGGAUGAUGGCUGAUAUUAACAGGAUAGGUUCACAUGAAUCACAAGCAUUUUGGCUUAACAUGCUGAUGUGUACAUCUCUUCUAAGACAGCAACUCAUACACACUGAAAGUACAUGUAGAAUUGAUAAACACUCUGUUGACUACAGAGAAAGGGAAUACCUGUGAUCCCCAGUCUCUCCCUCUGAUUUCUGUGUUUUUACAACCCUGAAAUCAGAAUAGUGAUGUUCUUGGCUUGCCAUCUCUGUCUAAGGUACAGAUUCAAGAAAAAGCUCAGUGAAAUAGGAGAGAAAUUCCUUGUUUCUCUACACUCCACUGAGUAAUCAAACUGUGUCAGGUUUCCAUGCAUACUGCCAUGCUGUCUUUGUUUUGUACAUAGCCUCACAAACUUCAGCCCUUUUUGAUUGAAGUUUUCCAUAUCAACAGCCACCCCUUCUUCAACUUAAAUUUAGGUUUUCUCACAGAUACUCUAUGCUAUCUUGCCCAUCACCACCAUCAUCUUGAACCUGUAGCUCCUCUUCAAGGAUAAGAGUUCCCACAGAUACCUCAUGAGCUGAGAAUCCCAGAGCAAUUACCCACUACUUUGCUUUGUGUGACUUCCAGCUAGCUGAGCCCAAAUUCUCCCAGAACUGCCUCAGACUGAAACUCCUGGAUGUAACAGAAUACCUGUUGCUUUACAGUUUUUCCUAAAAACACCUGUACAAUUGCUGUAAUGUACAUAUAGCAAACUGUCAGCAAAAGCUCAGUCAUGUCCUCCAGCUCUUGGAUUCAUGCAGGGCUCCUGUUAAGGGUGUAUUUCUCUAUCAUGACUAAGAAGUGAUUACACAUACUCCUCUUUCAGGGAUGUGCAAUCAGGACAGACUCUUCAGUUAUUCUCACUGCAAGUGUAGGUGCUGACUGGCAGCUGUAGAGAUGACUCUAAACAUUUUAUGCCUUGAAUAUUUUGUUGUACUCGUGGCUUUACAAGAUUUACAGUAAAAGUGGAAAAUGUUCUAACAUAUGAACUUCUAAGGCAUUCAUUUAAGCAUUUCCAACAAUUUAUGGUUCAAUUUACAGUCUCUCAUGGGAGUUUUGACAAUUUUUAGAAGCGCAUAGUGUGCACAAAGAUAAGUGAGAAAAUAUUACAACAUAUCAUAUGCAAGUUUUCUGACUUCACAGUUUAGUGUGAUAUAUCACUCCCAGUGAUCUCUGUCGUAGGAAUGGAUGCAAUAUAAUUUUCUACACUGAUCUAUAAUCAAUAUCUGUGCUUGAGUUCACAUACUGCAGGCUUUCAAACUGUGAAUAAUCUGCAAUGCUCUCUGAUAGUGAGCUCCUAAUUCUUCUUCCUGCUAUACAUAGUUCAAGGCAAAAGAGUUUGCAGGCCUUACAGGAUAGUAUGACGUUGUAAAGUACCACACGGAUUCAUUUCACCAGAUUUCUUUUUUUAAGUAUUCAAACUCAUGGGACUUUUCUUUUCUUUAUAAAGUGUCUAAUAUUGCACGCAUUUCCUUCACACAGUCCUAGUAGCAAAGCAAUACUAUUUGGAAGAACAUGAACGAAACAAAGGCUCACAGUGGAGCGCACUAAACAAUUUUAAAUCUCUGGUAUUUCUUUGACUGGCAUAUAUACUUCAACUCCAAUAAAGUAAUUCAAAAUAUGAAUUCAAUUAUUCAUAAUAACUGUUGCUUAUUUUUAACUGGAAAUGUUAAGCAUAAUAAAGAUGGCACAUUGCCUUGUGAUAAAACUUCUGGCCUCCAUAAAUAUUUCCUUCCUAACAUCAGAAUUUCCCCUAGGGACAUCCAACUACUACUAAGUUAUUGGUGUGCUUACCCUCCCAUGAUCAGGGGUUUUCAUUAUUCCUUUGACUUUAGGAUUGAGGGGCACUUAAGACUUCUCACUACAAGAUAACCUACAAAACACAAAGUGUCCUUAAAGUCAGAAAAGCUCAAUAAUUUUGUAGUGUUCCAUAUAUGUAUAACAUGAUAAAGACAUGACAGUCAUUUGGAGACAAUUGCUAAUAUCAAAAGGAAAUCUCAACAGUUGCAGAACAGAAUUCUCUUUUCCUAACCAGUCAUGCUGAAAACAUCCUUCAUUCCAUUACAACAGCAGCUGAAUUCUUUGGAAAUGUAAGCAGAGUGCUAUUGUAUAGCAUUGAUGGAGUGACUCUCUACUGAGCCACUUCUCUGAUCUCAGUUAUUCAUUAGACGUUAUUAGGAAAGCCUUUCCCAUAAGAUCUUCACAGAAGCGAGCAGAUGCCCUAUCGAACAUUAAUGUGACAACAAAGCGGAACAGCUAUUUGGAGCACAGGUCAGCCUUCGCCUGUGCUCAGUGGAGCAAGAACUGUAUUCUGGUAACUGCCAGAUCAAGGAAUGAAACAGCAAAAAGGUACAGUUCAACUAUACAUGGGAGGUGAUAAAGAGUACAGCCAUACAGGGUCUUCGGGAACACUACAUGGACGUUUUCUUCCAGACAUAUUAGCUGGUAGGUAAGAUAUGUCUCAAAUACUGGCUCUAACUGGGGCAAAUACAAACACUUACAAACUGGAUCUGCUGUCAGCUACACACAAAAACUAUACACCUGGUCUAGCCAGCCUGUAUUAAGGAAGGAUUAGCACAGCUUUGCACGUGUGUUACAUGUGCCCAUGAAACUGCAAGGUAAAUUACCUGAUGUUGUGAGAUUUCCUAUCCUCAUCACAAUUAUAACUAAAAGGUAUCUAUAAGGUACCUGUUAACAACUUGUUAGCACUAACUAUGAAAUUGCAUAUCUAAUGAAGGUGGCCUCAGCACAGUGCAAGUAAUAAGAGCACAGAAGCAGCACAGUAACCAAUCAACGCAAAUGCAAAAGACAUUAGGCAUGAAGAGCAUUACAGGAGGAAGACCCUUAACUGAUCAAAAUAGGAAUCCUAAGUUAAGGUACAAGAGCAAAGAACAGAAGUAACUAUAUGCAUAAAGUAUACUAAAUAGAAGUAGGUUAAGUAGAACAUAAGGAAAUAUGUGCAAGAGGUAGCAUUUUUUGAAGGAAUGACCCACACUUGUACCUACAUAUUAUUGCUUGCUUCUGUCUUUCUCCAAUAUCAUCCAAGCAAGGCAGAUACUAGCAGCUAACAUGGCAUUUCCUUCCUUUGUCAGAUGCACAUUUGGUUGUUUCAAUUUUGUAUGACUUUACAGAAAAGGAAAUUAAUUCUUAGCAUCAAAGGGACAGUCUACAGUCUUGUUUGUGCUCUAACAUCUUAUCUGCUGAAGAACCAAAUCUGGAAAAAGAAAAUGCUAUGAACUCUCAGCACACACUAACAAAGUCAGCUUCAUGCAGGUCGUAGUAAGCAGCACGAAUCAGCUUUUUCAUAGGAGAUGGCCACCUUUUUCUCUGAGCUGGUUCAGUUCCAGGGACUAGUUCAAAUGAUCUUAGUGCUAGGAAUUGGUGGUAGCUUCCCAUACGGAUUUCACAUUUCUGUCAUCAACUAUCCUUCUGUGCACAUCAGGAAGUUUAUUAAUGAAACCUGGAUAGAGCGACAUGGCUCUCCUCUCCAUCCUGAGACAAUCAUGCUGUUGUGGUCCUUCAUUGUGUCUGUUUAUGGGAUCGGAGGACUCCUGGGGAGCCUCUGCUGUGGCUACCUGACUACAAGAUACAGGAAAAAAAAGUGCCAAAUGUGCACCAACCUGAUCAUGCUGAUAGCUGCACUUUUCAUGGCCUUCAGUAAAACAGCCAAAUCCUUUGAGAUGAUUCUGGUUGGACGUUUUCUUUAUGGCAUUGGGACAGGUUUUUCUCUCAAUAUACAUCCUCAGUAUGUAGGAGAGAUUUCACCCAAGAAGCUGCGUGGAUUUACCAACUCCACAGUUGCUGUUUUUCUGACACUGGGAAAAUUCAUGGGACAGGUUAUUGGACUACGGGAGAUUUUAGGAAGUGAAGCUUUGUGGCCAUGGUUGUUAGCAUCUAGUGGAAUUUCAGCAUUGGUUCAACUGGCUACCCUCCCAUUUUUCCCUGAUUCACCAUCCUACCUCCUGAUACAGAAGGGUAAUGAGGAAGCCUGCAGGAAAGCCAUCAGGAAGCUCUGGGGGGAAGGAGACCAUCAAGCAGAAAUUGAUGACAUUAUGAAGGAGAAGGUUGCAAUGACAAGCACAAAAACCUUGCGCGUCCUCGAAUUAAUAAAAGAGCGGUCUUUGCGCUGGCAACUCUACAUUUUGAUUAUUGUCAUGACGACCUUGCAGCUCUGUGGAAUCAAUGCAAUAUACUUCUAUUCUUUUGAAGUAUUUCACACAGCCAAAUUUGAAGAAUACCUUAUCCCAUAUGUGUCCCUGGGAGUGGGAUUGUGUGAAUGCUUAUCCUCUAUACUGUGUAGCACCCUCAUAGACCGAUUUGGCAGGAAGGUGCUGCUAUGGGGAGGAUACACACUGAUGUGCUCUGUGCUAGCACUCCUCACCAUGACCCUGUCACUGCAGCACCACUUUUUCUGGAUGCAUUACUUCAGUGUUAUCUUGAUCUUCCUAUUUGUUACCUUCUAUGGAAGUGGACCAUCUGGAGCUACUGUGUCUGUCAUGGUUGAAAUCUUCAGCCAGUCCUUCAGACCAUCAGCCUUCCUGAUUGUUGGCUGCAUCAACUGGAUGGGAUUGUUUGUACUUGGGAUGAUUUUUCCACUGAUUGUUGAUAACCUUGGACCCUUCUGCUUCCUUAUCUUUUUGGGAAUCCUUGCUUUCUCAGCAAUUUUCAUCUACCUGUAUCUCCCUGAGACCAAGGGGAAAUCCAUCAUGGAAAUAAAAGCAGAGUUCAACAAGCUGAACUUUGGGAAAAAAGAAAUCUCAGUCACUGAUAACAGCCUUCCUAAGGAACAGUGGUCCAGCACCAAGCUCUGAAUGUUCAGAGGAGAAAUUCGCAUCAGUUAGAAAAGACAGGAAACACCGUUGCAAUAGAACUAAAAAAGAAACAUUAAAACCAGCCUGCAACUCUUCUGUGUUUUA
Messenger RNA from Pezoporus occidentalis (night parrot), 5046 nucleotides. Its product is annotated as solute carrier family 2, facilitated glucose transporter member 11-like. Gene Ontology annotation, molecular function: hexose transmembrane transporter activity. The record is from RefSeq and is a predicted model, not a curated record. NCBI's taxonomy places the organism in Eukaryota, Metazoa, Chordata, Aves, Psittaciformes, Psittacidae. Gene Ontology annotation, cellular component: plasma membrane. The coding region runs from base 3442 to 4941 and encodes 499 amino acids. The transcript is spliced from 13 exons. Gene Ontology annotation, biological process: monosaccharide transmembrane transport.